Pichia kudriavzevii is the source of this 1332-nucleotide messenger RNA. RefSeq lists its product as uncharacterized. The transcript has a single exon. The record is from RefSeq and is a predicted model, not a curated record. Gene Ontology annotation, biological process: methylation. Bases 1 to 1332 code for a protein of 443 amino acids. Lineage: Eukaryota; Fungi; Ascomycota; Pichiomycetes; Pichiales; Pichiaceae. Gene Ontology annotation, molecular function: nucleic acid binding. Gene Ontology annotation, cellular component: cytoplasm.
AUGGUGAAAGAGUAUCUGAUAUUUUUAGCUCAAACUCAUACUAGUUUCAGGAAAGCCGAACUAGAAUCCCUAGCUGACUUACAUAAUAUUGAAGUAGAUCUUUCAGAGCAUAAUGAAGAAAAUCCGUUUGUUAUCGUUAAACUGAAAAAUGAUGAAGAGGCAUUCAAAUUGAUUGACCGGGCAAUAUUGGCCAAAAGUAUUUAUGAAUUAUGGGGUCAUGGUGAAUCAUUUGAUCAAUUGCAUAGAGAUGUUAAAAAGAAGAUGGAUUUUCUAAGGGGUCCAUACAUGGAUAAUACAGCAUUUAAGUUUGAGAAUUUGACAUUUCAGGGCGGUAAGAAAACAAGAGAACAGCAAAUCAGGCUCUAUGAACAAUUUGCCUAUUUAGAGUUCAAGGGUAAAAUCAAAAUGAAAAAUCCUGAUCAAGUUUUUACUAUCCUUGAGCAAUAUUCACUAGGUACAGAUUUAUAUCCGCUGGAGUAUCCUGAUCAUGUAUACUUUGGAAGGCUAGUGAAUGUGAGCGCAAGGACAAGAGGAGCUGUCGAGAAAUAUGAAAUUAAGAAAAGGCCAUAUUUUGGCACAACUUCAUUUGAUGCCGAAUUAUCGUUGUUUACCUGUAACAUGGGGCAAGUAAAAAAGAACCAGUUAGUAUAUGAUCCUUUCGUGGGAACAGGAUCUUUUCUCGUUGCAGCUUCUGAAUUUGGUGGCAUAACAAUUGGUUCAGAGAUUGAGUUUUUAACUUUGAAAGGAAAGGGACCAAAGAGACGAUUAAAGGAUAAUUUCGAUUAUUAUAAGAAACCUCUGCAUUUUUGUGAUGCAUUGUGUAUGGAUUUUACUAAUAAUGCUUUUAGGGAUGAUUUAAUGUUUGGAUCAAUUAUCUGUGACCCACCAUAUGGUGUGAGAGAAGGCGUGAAAGUAUGUGGAUCAUCAGAUGAUAAAGUUGGUCGUGAGAAAAUUGUAAUUGAUGGGCAAUUAGCUUAUCUCAGAAAAGAUUAUAUUCAACCAAAGAAGGCAUAUUCAUUAGACCUAUUAUUAGAUGAUUUACUGGAUUUUUCGGCCAAAAGAUUAGAGACAGGAUCAAGAUUGUGUUUUUGGAUGCCUGUUGCUAAUGACGAAGACAUUCCGACCAUGAUCCCACAACAUGAAAAUUUGGAAUUAAUCUAUGAAUUAGUUCAAGAUUUCCAUAAAUGGUCCAGGAGACUCCUUGUUUAUGUUAAAAGAGACGGAAACUAUAAGGGGAAAACAUUGAAAAGCGAACAUAGGGAAGGUACUAAUAAUUUCAGGGAUCGUUAUUUUCAUAAAUUUUCGAGAGAUAGUAAGCUUACACAGAAUUAG